This is a messenger RNA of Tripterygium wilfordii, 802 nucleotides long. RefSeq lists its product as uncharacterized. The transcript has 2 exons. Lineage: Eukaryota; Viridiplantae; Streptophyta; Magnoliopsida; Celastrales; Celastraceae. The record is from RefSeq and is a predicted model, not a curated record. The coding region runs from base 108 to 572 and encodes 154 amino acids.
UCGAGCGUCAUUUUCUAGAUUUCUCCGGUCAUUGCAAAAUCCCAAAACCGCUCGAUUGUCUAUACAUUGCAAUCGGAGUAAAGAAGACAGUUCCUCGACCGGAAACCAUGCCUGAAAGCACCGAAGUCACCUUCGGAGAGGCGGAGUCGAAGAACGCUCACCAACACCAGCAGCUGCACAACUUGUUUUCACAGCUUUCGAAAUUUGAACUCAAAAUCCCUUUCCUCGACCAACUGCUAAAACCUAAAGGCGAGUCUGCUGUUAAGGUUGAAUCUGUUGACGUUCAAAAUGAGGAGAAAAUCGAGAAACCGGACAUUGUUAAGUUCCCGAACGCGCAGCUGACGGUUCCGCCUCCGUUGGAGUUGGAGGUGAAAGAGAUUGGGAGGACUUCCAACCCCGUCGUUCUCUGGCAGGUUUAUGCCAUUGGUGGGUUCUUUGUCCUGAAGUGGGUGUGGGCAAGAUGGAAUGAGAGAAAGGAGAGAGCCAGGAAGGGUUCUUCUGAUGAUAAUCAGUCUUGUGAGGAUGAUCAGCCCCCUGAAGAUUAUCAAUCUGCAGCUGAUGAUGAGCCAUAACUUUCAAGGUGCAUUAUGUCAAACUUCUUUUCUGAACUCUUUUGUACUUGGUGAAUGCAAAGUUGGUUUUCCUGGUGAAUGAAAUAUUUUCUCACCUUUUCUGCCACCCGACAGUUGUCGUCGGCAGCCAUAUACCAACUCUAACAGGUUUUAUCUGUCGCCGAAUACUAGUAUAUGAAAUGAUUUUAGAUGUUUUAAAUUUCAUCUCAAUGAAAAUCUUAUCCGUAGCA